AUGACAGAUCCCGACGAUAAUGCGAAUCUCCUCACUCUCCGCCAGGAUAAAAAUGCCCAACAGGCAUGUAUUCUGUACCAAAUCCUCCAGAAAACCGAAAUUUUCGACGCUUUCAACAUUUUCUGCGAUGUUUUCAGAGAAAAUUCAAUGGAAUACCGGGAAUUUGAGUUUUUCUUCUAUCAAUUGGGAAAGGAAAAUGCCGAAUUGGGCAGUGAAUUGAGAUUCAAUCCGAAAAGUCGUCAACUUUUGGAGCUGCCUGACGAUAUGCUCAACAAAAUUUUCGACUGCGUGAAGCCAAUCGAGCUAUUCCCAAUUCGAAAAGUGUCUCGUCGUUUCCGUGACGUCAUCGACAGACGGGCUCCCAGAUUCAAGCAAAUCGAACUGAACAUUGCCAAUUUUUGUCUUAGUAUGAAUUUUGAUGACGAUGAUGAAGACGUUCAAUACUCUCGAGAUGAGGAUGAAGACGAGGAGGGAUUUACUAUUGAGUAUAAGGAACAUGAAACCCACGUGGCAAAAGGAUCCGUCGUAGAAGCUGGUCUGUCGGAUCUGUACCGAAUCAUGAAAAAUCCGAAAUUCUCGCUUGAAACUCUCGAUGUCACAUUUUGCGAAUAUCUCAGAGGAGAGAACAUGGAACUCGUCGAGAAUAUGAUGAAAAAGCUGAAAUCCAUUCAAGUGAAGGUGGUUAUUCUCCGCGACGCAUACAGUGACACUAUUGAUCACGUUCUUCCGUAUUUAGAGCCGGGAAAACUCGAGGAUAUUCAUUUUGAGGCACAUUCUUGGCUUGCCAAGUGUGACAGGGUUAUCAAGACUGAGCAGUUUAAACUUGCGAAGCGAUUCUUUAUGGAUGGGGGGGGGGGGGGGGUAUUUUGGAAAAAAUUGACAAAAAAAAACAUAUAA
Messenger RNA from Caenorhabditis elegans, 897 nucleotides. RefSeq names its product F-box domain-containing protein (gene Y37H2A.7). NCBI's taxonomy places the organism in Eukaryota, Metazoa, Nematoda, Chromadorea, Rhabditida, Rhabditidae. The coding region runs from base 1 to 897 and encodes 298 amino acids. The record is from RefSeq and is marked reviewed. The transcript is spliced from 3 exons.